Asparagus officinalis (garden asparagus) is the source of this 1408-nucleotide messenger RNA. Its product is annotated as probable pectinesterase 53. The transcript has 5 exons. NCBI's taxonomy places the organism in Eukaryota, Viridiplantae, Streptophyta, Magnoliopsida, Asparagales, Asparagaceae. The record is from RefSeq and is a predicted model, not a curated record. Gene Ontology annotation, molecular function: pectinesterase activity. Gene Ontology annotation, biological process: cell wall modification. The coding region runs from base 153 to 1283 and encodes 376 amino acids.
GUGACUCUCCCCUCCACCCUUUCUCUUCCCGUGAACUCUCUUAAAUCCCCCCAGCUCCUCCCUCACUUUUUGCAUCCCUCCUAAAUAACAUACACAAACCGAAACCUCUCACUUUCACAAGAACAUUCUCACAUUCUCUCCUCUCCUGCAAAAUGCCAGGCUCUCAACACUUAAUUCUCCUCCUCUUCCUCCUCCUCCUAAACUCGGGCUCAGCCAAAAUCCACACAAAGAGCCUCCGGCCUAACCGGCACCAUCCAUUUCUAAGCAAUCAAACACAAGCCCAACUUGUGGAAAGGCAAUUCAUGAGAUGGGUUAACUUUGUUGGGGGUCUUAAGCACUCCAUUUUCCAUAGAGCAAUGAACAAGGUCUUCCCUUCUUUCACCCUCAUCGUUGACAAAAAUCCCGCUACCGGAGAUUUUACGACGAUACAGGGCGCCAUUGAUUCACUACCAUUCAUCAAUCUGGUCAGGACUGUGAUCAAUGUCAAUGCCGGAGUUUACAAGGAGAAAGUGAGCAUUUCAGCAAUGAGAGCUUUUAUAACUCUACAAGGAGCAGGGGCUGAUAAAACUGUGGUUGAAUGGGGAGAUACAGCUGAGACUCCAGGGCCUAAUGGAAAACCCAUGGGGACUCAUGAUUCAGCUACUUUUGCUGUCAAUUCUCCUUACUUCAUUGCCAAGAACAUAACUUUCAAGAAUACUACCCCAGUGCCAAAACCAGGGGCAGUAGGGAAGCAAGCAGUGGCAUUUAGGAUCUCAGCGGAUACAGCAGCAUUUGUAGGCUGCAAAUUCUUGGGAGCACAGGACACAUUAUAUGAUCACAUUGGGAGGCAUUAUUAUAGAGAUUGCUACAUUGAAGGCUCUGUAGACUUCAUAUUUGGAAAUGCUCUCUCCUUCUAUGAGGGUUGUCAUGUACAUGCAAUUGCGAAUAAUGUAGGUGCGCUCACAGCGCAAAAUAGAAUGAGCAUGUUAGAGGACACAGGCUUCUCCUUCGUGAACUGUAAGGUGACCGGAUCGGGCGCAUUAUACCUUGGAAGAGCUUGGGGCAUGUUUUCAAGGGUGAUAUUUGCGUACACGUACAUGGAUAACAUUAUCAUUCCCACCGGAUGGUACAACUGGGGCGAUCCAAACAGGGAAAUGACUGUGUUCUACGGGCAGUACAAGUGUUUUGGGCCGGGAUCGAACCACAAUGGAAGAGUAACAUGGGCAAGAGAACUUACGGAUGAGGAAGCCAAGCCUUUCGUUUCCUUGAGUUUUAUCGAUGGAACUGAAUGGAUUAAGUUCUGAUCGAUGUUUGAUAUGAUCGAUGACGGUCUCUUUUUCAUCAAUUUCUCUAACACCACACCAAAUUGUGCCGAAGUUUGUAAAAUAAAAUAUAAAAUGAAUCCCUGUUGAUAAUAAAAUUGUUCAGC